AUGUCCGAUAAGAAGAGCGACGACUACUAUCCGGGUCGCGACAAUGGCGAGAAGGAGCGCUUCAUCCCUGCUGCGCCCGCCUUUGCCGCCCGUGAGGCCCCGGCUGCGGUGUCCGACUCACUCAACAAGAUCAGCCAAAGUCCUGGCCUCUCCGUCUUGGCCUACUGCUUGUCUUCUAUCAGCAUGACCGUCGUCAACAAAUACGUCGUCUCCGGCUCCAAGUUCAACAUGCCCCUCAUGUAUCUGGGCAUCCAGAACGGUGUUGGCGUUGCUGCCAUCUUGGCCUGCAAGCAGCUGGGCCUCAUCACCACUCUUGCGCCUUUUGACACCGAAAAAGCCAAGAAAUGGAUGCCCAUCUCAUUCCUUCUCCUUGGUAUGAUCUUUACUGGCACCAAGGCACUCCAGUUCCUCUCUGUUCCCGUCUACACCAUUUUCAAGAACCUGACAAUAAUUGUCAUUGCGUACGGCGAGGUCCUGUGGUUUGGCGGCCAAGUUACCUCGAUGAUCCUGCUCUCCUUUGGGAUGAUGGUUGUCAGUUCCGUCAUCGCUGCCUGGUCUGAUGUUCAACACGCUGCCACUGCAUCUUCUGAUGCCAUGUCGACACUCAAUGCCGGUUAUGCAUGGAUGUUCCUCAACGUCCUCUGCUCGUCCAUGUUUGUUCUCGGCAUGCGCAAGGUUAUUCGCAAGAUGAACUUUAGCGAUUGGGACACCAUGUUCUACAACAACUUCCUGACCAUUCCCAUCAUCAUUGUCCUGACUUUCCUUGUCGAGGACUGGUCAGGCGAGAAUCUGGCCCGCAAUUUCCCUGUUGAGAGCCGCAACAAUCUCCUCCUCGGCAUGGUCUACUCGGGUCUUUGCGCUAUCUUCAUCUCUUACUGCUCGGCUUGGUGCAUUCGCGUCACUUCUUCUACCACGUACUCCAUGGUUGGCGCCCUCAACAAGCUGCCCAUUGCUGUCAGUGGCCUCGUCUUUUUCGAUGCCCCCGUUACCUUUGGCAGCGUCUCUGCCAUCUUUCUCGGUUUCGUUAGUGGCAUCGUCUACACCUGGGGCAAGGUGCAGAUGAAGGAGCAGUCCAAGAUGAGCCUCCCGACCACGAACCGGCCUGUCAUGAGCGCCAGCUCCAAGAGCAAUAACGAUGCUUCCAACUCAUAA
Akanthomyces muscarius is the source of this 1152-nucleotide messenger RNA. RefSeq lists its product as uncharacterized. Gene Ontology annotation, molecular function: antiporter activity; GDP-mannose transmembrane transporter activity. Bases 1 to 1152 code for a protein of 383 amino acids. The transcript is spliced from 4 exons. The record is from RefSeq and is a predicted model, not a curated record. Gene Ontology annotation, cellular component: Golgi apparatus. Lineage: Eukaryota; Fungi; Ascomycota; Sordariomycetes; Hypocreales; Cordycipitaceae. Gene Ontology annotation, biological process: transmembrane transport.